Emys orbicularis (European pond turtle) is the source of this 856-nucleotide messenger RNA. RefSeq names its product syntaxin 2 (gene STX2). The transcript has 10 exons. Gene Ontology annotation, cellular component: plasma membrane; synaptic vesicle; endomembrane system. Lineage: Eukaryota; Metazoa; Chordata; Testudines; Emydidae. The record is from RefSeq and is a predicted model, not a curated record. Bases 71 to 856 code for a protein of 261 amino acids. Gene Ontology annotation, biological process: exocytosis; synaptic vesicle fusion to presynaptic active zone membrane; intracellular protein transport. Gene Ontology annotation, molecular function: SNARE binding; SNAP receptor activity.
GAGGAUAACAAAAACUGGUAAAAAAGAUGAAGAUGGAGAGACAACUGUUGUUGUUGAAAAAGAUGAUUUUAUGGAUGAUUUCUUCCAGCAGGUUGAGGAACUCAGAAACAAUAUAGCUAAAAUAGCACAAAAUGUGGAAGAAGUUAAGAAGAAACACAGCAUUAUCUUGUCUGCACCAAAUCCUGAAGGCAGAACAAAGGAAGAACUCGAGGACCUGAACAAAGAAAUCAAGAAAAUUGCUAAUAAAACUCAAGCUAAGUUAAAGGCUAUUGAACAAAGUUUUGAUCAAGAUGGGAAUGCUAAUCGAACAUCAGUUGACCUCAGGAUACAAAAAACACAGCACUCGGUAUUGUCCUGGAAGCUUGUGGAGGUCAUGACAGAAUACAAUAGGACCCAGACCCGAUUUCGAGAACGCAGCAAAGGACGGAUACAGCGACAGUUAGAAAUAACUGGAAAAAACACCACUGAUGAAGAACUGGAAGAAAUGUUAGAAAGUGGUAAUCCUUCUAUUUUCACUUCUGAUAUUAUAUCGGACUCCCAAAUUACUAGACAAGCUCUGAAUGAAAUUGAGUCACGACACAAAGAUAUUAUGAAACUGGAAUCCAGUAUACGGGCACUACAUGACAUGUUUAUGGACAUGGCUAUGUUUGUUGAGACUCAGGGUGAAAUGAUCAACAGCAUAGAAAAGAAUGUGAUGAAUGCAUCAGAUUAUGUAGAACAUGCUAAAGAGGAGACAAAAAAAGCAGUUAAAUAUCAAAGUAAAGCGCGAAGGAAAAAGUGGAUGAUUGUCAUUAUAUCGCUGGUGUUGGUUGCCUUAAUUGCUCUAAUUGUUGGUUUGUCAGUUGGUAUUCGAUGA